AAUAACAAUAAUAAUAAUAAUAAUAAUAGUAAUAACAAAAAUAAUUAUAAUGACAGUAAUAAAGAAUAUAACGAUAAUAAUUACAAUAUUAAUAACAAUAUUAACGAUAAUAACAAUAUUAACGAUAAUAACGAUAAUGACGAUAAUAACAAUAAUAAUAACGGUGAUAACGAUAACGAUAAUAGUAAUGACGAUAGUAACAAUAAUAAUAACGAUAAUUACGAUAAUAACAAUAAAAACGAUAAUAAUGAUAAUAACGCAUAUAACGAUGAUAAUAAUAAUAAUAAUAAUAAUAAUAACGAUAAUAACGAUAAUAACAAUAAUAACGGUAAUAACAUUAAUGACGAGUAUAAUGAUAAUAACGAUAAUAACUAUAAUAACGAUGAAAACGAUUAUUUCGUCAGUAUUAAUAAUAAUAAUAACUAUAAUAACAAUGUUAAUGAUAAUAACGAUGAUGACGAUAAUAAUAAUAAUAAUCACGAUAUUUACGAUAAAAACGAUAAUAAUGAUAAUAAAAAUAAUAACUAUAAUAACUAUAAUAACGAUAAUGACUAUAAUAUCGAAAACAACUGUAAUAAUAAUAAUAAUAAUAAUAAAAAUAAUAAUAUUAAUUAUAAUAAUAAUACAAAUAACGGUUAUAACGAUAAUAACGAUAGUAACUAUAAUAACUAUAAUAACAGUAAUAACGAUUAUAACGACAAUAAUAUUAAUAAUAAUAAUAAUAACGAUAAUAACAACGUUAACGAUAAUAACGAUAAUGAGGAAAAUAAUAGUAAUAAUAACGAAAAUAACGAAUCAGAUAAUGACGAUAAUAACAAUGUUAACGAUAAUAACGAUAAUUAGGAUAGGAAUUAUAAUAACAAUAACAACGAUAAUAACGAUUAUAACGAUAAUAAUGGUAAAAAUGAAAAUAACAAUAAU
This is a messenger RNA of Vespa velutina, 921 nucleotides long. Its product is annotated as probable serine/threonine-protein kinase clkA. The record is from RefSeq and is a predicted model, not a curated record. Lineage: Eukaryota; Metazoa; Arthropoda; Insecta; Hymenoptera; Vespidae. The annotation marks the transcript as partial. The transcript is spliced from 7 exons.